This is a messenger RNA of Pseudophryne corroboree (corroboree frog), 2774 nucleotides long. Its product is annotated as KIAA0753 ortholog. NCBI's taxonomy places the organism in Eukaryota, Metazoa, Chordata, Amphibia, Anura, Myobatrachidae. The coding region runs from base 226 to 2724 and encodes 832 amino acids. Gene Ontology annotation, biological process: protein localization to centrosome; centriole replication. The transcript is spliced from 17 exons. The record is from RefSeq and is a predicted model, not a curated record. Gene Ontology annotation, cellular component: centriolar satellite.
UUCUGGUUGGUGUUACGUGAGGAGGGGACGGCGGCACGGUAGAACGAAGCACCGUGAGUGCACGAGGAUCACACUGUGGCCACAGCCGUGGCGCUCAGCUAUGGGCUUCGGAUGUUACCAUGGUUACUGCCCUGUUCCUCCGGCGCGCCUGACACGUCAGCAUCCGGCGACACAGCACACAGCUGAACGGUAUGACGGGCGGACACGCGGAGGAACAGGAUUUUGAUGAUGGCACUAAAUUGUCAGCAUUACCAGAGAAGCACGCAGCAGGAAUUGCCAGAUCUAACUAAUGCCCACCUUGCUGUGCCCCAGAGGAGUCAUGGCAAAGAGACUCAGCUUCGAUUUAAUUUGGAUGUCACUACACACCCAGCUAAUUUGGCUGUCCAGUUCUCAAACCCCUCUCCAAUCACCAUAGAGAAGAUAUCAGCACCUCAGAAUAAAUCUUCAGAGAAUGUAGUAGCAGAGAAUUUUCUCAGAAAUUCCAUUUCUCCUUUGUCUUUCUCUGCUGCAUCAGUACAGCGCUUGAACCUUGCUCUCCAGCUUGCAAAGAGAGACAUGAAACUGAAACAUUUUGGGAAGAAAUUAGAACUAAAAUCAAAAUCGCUCCCAUGUCAUCAAGGUUCUCCAAAAAGCAAAACAAGGAACCUACUAAAUAACCCUGAAAAAGUUAAAACUAAACCACACGUCAAGUCAAGCAUUAAACAUGAAGUGACUGAUUCGGGUGCUUGGGUGUAUGUGUAUACACCUGAUCAGAACAGAAUAAAUAUGGGGGUAUCAGACUCUCCACCUACCCAUGAUCCCGGGCCUGGCGAUAGUCCUAAAAAAGCCCUGGACCCGAGUGAGCAAGAGAUAAAGCGUCUGCAGAGAGAGCUGCACACUUACAUGCAGAAAAUAGAAGAACUUGCCAAGAAAGAGCGCUAUGGAGAAGUUUUAGAUCCUUCAGAAGAAGCUAGAGGCCGGAUACGCCAACAGCAACGAGCGUCUCGAUCUGCCAGAAUGCUUUAUGUUUUGCAGCAACAGGUAAAAGAAAUCCAUGAAGACUUAGAAAAAUUAAGCCCCCAGAAAAUCAAACACACAAAGAAGUCUCGUACCAUGUCUAGACUGGCCGCUGUACACCGAGGAGCCAUUAGAGCCCUGCAGAUCUUUAUUACUCAGCUAAGUGAACGCGGCGAGCAGCAGAUCCCCUCUCUCUAUAAGGAGCUCGGACAUCUCAUUCGCCAGUUGUCUCUCUGCACGGCAAAGCUUGAGUCUGGGGAUGAUCCUGCUUCUUCGAGCAUGAUUAUUUCUAUUCUCCAGCUAGUUGAGGACUUGGAUACUCUUCUUGACCAUAAAAUAUCUUCCCGGGCUAAGAAGACCUCACCCAAUACUGCGGCAAGUAGAUCGCCACCCAUCUUAAAGGAUUCUAGCAAUACUAGGUCAGCUGUCAGAGAGGAUCAAUGCAUCCAACCUGUCUACAUGCAAACAGAGCCCCUGGAAGAGAGCUGGACACAUGUAAGCAGACAACUUGUACUUGAUAACCCUCCAGAAUCAGUGAUUGGUGCCGCCCACGCAGAACCUAAGCCUUCUUCACCAGAGAGGAAAGCGGCCCUUAGGGCAGGGCUGGAAGCAUUAAUUCAGGCUGGUCAUCUGAAAGGUUUGCCUAGAAAGGAGUCUGGACAGAACAAGAACAAAGGAGUUUUGAUACCUCACAGACCCAAGGGAUUCCGACAGCCUCGAAAGAUAAACCCAACACAACCUGCGCAUUUUCAGGAGAAAACUGUGGCAUUCAAGCUGAAGGAGAAUCAUCCCAUUGUCCGAGAGAGGAAAAUUCCUUGGGUGCCUCCCAACCCAACAUCUCCUCCAGCCUCCCCAAAAAGGGGGAACUGGGACAGAGAACGACAUAGGUCGAAUAUUUCUCCAUCCAGAAAAUGGGAUCCAAGUGAUGCUCUGAAUUCAAAGGAAACUGAAAAGGAGGGCGGUGUAACGCACCAGGAUUUCAGGGAGGAAGCCCACGAGAUAAAUAGGUUACCGGAUGAACUCUAUGAAAGCGAUAAUGUGCCGGCACAACAGGUUGAGAACUAUGUGGACUACUUAUCAGGAGACAGUAGGGUUGGAAGCCUGCAGGAAGUGACUCAGUUUCCCGGAAAUGAGGAUUCACACGUUUUCCAGCAAGGUGAUAACUUGGAGGCCAUGAUCCAGAGAAUGGAAGAAAUUGAAAAGUAUCAAGAGGCUGUUCGCCAGAGGUUUACUCGUAUAGCUUAUGCAGAUCCUGAAUUCUGGGCGCAUGAAGAAAGAGAGCGAACGCAUGCAACUACAGGUCAGAUACUUCAAUCUCCUCAUCCCAUUAGGAUCACCAAACCCACAGGACAACGAGAGCCGGUGGUGAGCAUCCUCCUGGAGGAGCCUUUUGAAGGAGAUUCACUGCAAAUAAAAGAAGAGUUGGUCCGAACUUCUCCACACUACUUUAUCCAGCACUCAAGCACUAAGGGCCACGUGCGCGUUUCUGUUCCCCAGCAAAUGUUGCAGAGUAUUCACAGUUAUACAGAGAAAUGGAAUCGCCACCUCCGGCUGACCUCCCAUGAGGAAGUGGGUGGAUUUAAUCCAUGGCAAAUCUCCGAACGCCUGGCAGAUGAGCUCAUAGAUGACGCCUUAGGUGAUGUAGCAGCAGAGCUACAAGACCUGUGUGAAGGCUACGCUGAGGCCGUCUUCACAUCCGAGUUCAUGGAGCCUACGAAGAACUACUGAGCAUUCUUUGGUGCUUUACUUAAAUCCAUUAAACUUGUUAUUUUUUGCCA